AGUCAGGGAGUCACCCCUCACCCUGCUGCUGCACCGUUGCGGCGUUGAAGUCGAGGGUCGGUGCUUAUCCGGCGGCGCUGGAUCGCAGAGCCGCCACCGCCACAUCGCAGCGCGAAAAUCAUGUCCGUCGUCUACGGCCGCUUCGCUUUCCCUGUCCUUUCGUCCUUCCCCCUCCGCAACUCGUUCCUCCGCCGCCGCGCCCUCACCCGCCUCCUCUACUUCACCAGCGGGGCUGCUCCAGCCGACUCCGCCAAGCAGACCGCAAGAGCCGCAACACUCUCGCCUGGAAAUAACUCCCUUUCCCCAACUCCGCUCUCCUCCAACCUCGCCGUCUCCUCUGUCGAAUCCCUCACUGCCCACCAGAAGGACCAGAUCUCUCUAUACGUCCGCACCCUGCUCCAAUGGAAUGAGAAAAUGAACCUGACGGCGGUGACCGAGGAGAGCGAAGUGAUGACAAGGCACGUUGAGGACUCGCUAGCUAUCCUGCCGCCUCUGCAGCGAUCUUACCUAUCUCAUUGUGCAAAAUCAACUUCUUUGGAGGGGCUCAAUGUUGUCGAUGUCGGUUCUGGUGCAGGCUUACCUGGAAUGAUACUUGCCAUUGCCUGUCCUAUUCACAUAGGUUGGAAAUUCACUCUUUUAGAGUCAAUGAAGAAAAGAUGUUAUUUUUUGGAGCACAUCGUGACUCUUAUAGGCCUGUCAAAUGUGCAGAUUUUAUGUGAAAGAGCAGAGAGCGUUGGGCAGUGUGCUGAUUUCAGGGAGUUAUUUGAUGUAGCAGUGGCAAGAGCUGUUGCAGAAAUGAGAAUUUUGGCUGAGUACUGUCUUCCAUUGGUUCGUGUUGGUGGCUUGUUUGUUGCUGCAAAAGGUGCAGAUCCUCAGGAAGAAGUGAAAAGAGCUGAGAAUUCAAUUCAGUUGUUGGGUGCUUCGAUCCUAGAGUUGUGCACAGUGGAGUCACAUAGCCCAAAAGGACAACGAACUAGCGUGAUCUGUGUGAAAGACCGUGCAACUCCGAGAAAGUAUCCUCGUCAAGUUGGUACUCCAGCAAAAUUGCCGUUAUGACUUUAUGAGCAGUUGGAUCUCUUAACAUUUAUGUAGAUGAAAGUCACAUGAAGCAAAUCAUAGAGCGAAUGACGAGACUGUUAAAAUUUCUUGCAAGAUUUUGCCAAGUAACUCUGCCUUGGAUGACAUCAAAAGAACAACUUCUGCCCGCUUUGAUUGAUCAACUACCUGCAGUCACUUGCACAAUUUGGCUUCUUUAUGGUUGACUGUGAAACAGGCCACUGGGUGGCUUAUAGAAUAUUCUAAUUCAAUUAUAUCUUUAUUAGUCAGCAAUUGACUUUGGCAUGGCAUUUGUAGUUCAAAUGUGUGUUUAAAAAUACAACUGUGAUGAAAAAUUAUAAUCGUUA
Messenger RNA from Zingiber officinale, 1403 nucleotides. RefSeq names its product ribosomal RNA small subunit methyltransferase G-like. Lineage: Eukaryota; Viridiplantae; Streptophyta; Magnoliopsida; Zingiberales; Zingiberaceae. Gene Ontology annotation, molecular function: rRNA (guanine-N7-)-methyltransferase activity. The record is from RefSeq and is a predicted model, not a curated record. Gene Ontology annotation, cellular component: cytoplasm; cytosol. Bases 121 to 1056 code for a protein of 311 amino acids. Gene Ontology annotation, biological process: rRNA processing. The transcript is spliced from 8 exons.